UCGACUCAUAUUUAAGCUGACAAAGUUAAGCGUUAACCACAAAAUUUACAAAAACAAGUCAAAAUAAGAUCAGUGGUUUGUGUCUUUUGUUUGUACAAAUUCACACAAAGCCGCAUGAACUUUGCGCAGUUGAUUGCCGUGUUUACUUAUGAUUAACGAACGAGUGUGCGGUUUGAAGCUCAACUGGGUUUAAUUAGAAUGUCUAGUGGUUCGUACAUAAGAAACGGGUAGAAAUUUCAAGUGCACUCGGUUGAUAACGCGAUCACACGAUAAAUACACGCCCCUUGCCGCGCAGUCACCGCGUUAUAAAAGUAGGCGAAGAGUGGAAGUGCGGCGUACUUGUUUGCAACCCACCGCGGAACACACCCAGUAAUUACACCAGUUGUCUAGCAACAAGUGAUAAACGUGAUAAGUGAGAACAGCUGUUAAUUGGGCGACAAUCAUCAAGAUGGCUAAUAAAAACUUCACUGGUCGUUUGUCAAUGGGCGGUGACACCCAUCAGGUGCCCCUUGAGCUCUUCGCAUUAAAUCGAAAACGUCUUGUCGACCGCCUACGUGCCGGAAACGGAAAGUCCAUUGUCGUCCUGCAGGGCGGUGACGAAGUGCCGUUCUACGACACGGACACCACCUACCAUGUCUUCCGACAGGAGUCGUAUUUUAUGUGGACUUUUGGUGUCUUGGAAGCGGGCUGUUUUGGCGCUGUGGACAUUGCCACCGGAAAGUCUUACCUUUUUGUGCCGAAACUUCCGGCGUCUUAUGCUGUCUGGAUGGGUCCUUUGUUGACUCUUGAUGAUUUCAAGAAAAGAUACCAAGUUGAUGUUGUUAACUAUGUUGAUGACAUUGCCAAAGUUUUGGGAGAACUUGCACCAACAUCGCUGUUGACUCUGAAAGGUGUAAACAGUGAUAGUGGAUUGACAGCCAAGGAAGCCGAGUUUCCAGGAAUCGAGAACUUUAAAGUCGACAAUGUUUCCCUGUUUUAUCACAUUGCUGAUUUGCGCGUAAUUAAGACUGAUUACGAAACGGAAGUGAUGAAGUAUGUCACUAAAGUGUCUUCCCAAGCCCACAGGAAAGUUAUGCGUAUGGCCAAGCCGGGUAAAAGCGAGUACCAAUGCGAAUCAACUUUCUUGCAUCAUUGCUAUUCUUCCGGAGGAUGCCGUUUCGUUUCCUACACUUGUAUUUGUGGAUCCGGGAAUAAUGGUGCUGUUCUGCACUAUGGUCAUGCUGGAUGCCCAAAUGAUAAGUUCAUCAAAGAGGGCGAAACUUGUCUGUUUGAUAUGGGAGGAAACUAUUUUGGAUAUGCUGCGGAUAUUACUUGCACCUUCCCGACUAGUGGAAAGUUUACCCCAGAUCAAAAGAUGAUCUACAACGUGGUGUACGAUGCUAACAUGGCCGUUUUCAACGCAUGCAAACCGGGCGUCUCUUGGGUUGACAUGCAUCAUCUUGCUUUAAGGAAGAUUCUUGAAGGCUUGAAAGCCGGAGGUGUACUUAAGGGUGAAGUUGAUGAUAUGGUAAAGGUGAACUUGGGGCCCAUAUUCCAACCGCAUGGUCUGGGUCAUUUGAUUGGUAUGGAUGUCCAUGAUGUAGGAGGUUAUCUGCCAUCAGAACCGCCGAGGCCGAAAGGACGCGGUGAAGACCGUUUGAGAACUGCGCGUAUCCUACAGAAGGGAAUGUGGUUGACCAUUGAGCCUGGGUGCUACUUUAUUGAUCCUUUAUUGGAUGAAGCAUUGGCUAAUCCUGAGAUGGCCAAGUUUAUCAAUAAGGACCAACUGGAGAGGUUCCGUGGUACUGGUGGAGUGCGUAUUGAGGAUGAUGUUUUGAUUACUGAAAAUGGAUGUGUCAACUGGACUAAAGUUCCAAGAACUGUCCAAGAAAUUGAAGAUUGGAUUGCCGGUGUUGAUGAUGAUUCCAAAUACGAUUGAAUGAAUUUACAACAUUUUGACGCUGUUAUUGAUAUCAUUUUUGUUUAUUUUGUUAAAAGUUGUAAAAAGAGCAUUAUAUAAUUACAUAUUAUUAUCCUGUUUUCUUGUUGCUACUCUAUAUAUUGAGAAAUUGAGUAUGUGAUGGGUAUAUAUUCUACAUCCUUGAAUAAAAUUGUAAUUUUAUAUUUUUAACAAUAAA
Messenger RNA from Dalotia coriaria, 2117 nucleotides. It is a transcript of the gene Dip-C, whose product is annotated as dipeptidase C. The transcript has 9 exons. The coding region runs from base 449 to 1918 and encodes 489 amino acids. The record is from RefSeq and is a predicted model, not a curated record. Gene Ontology annotation, molecular function: manganese ion binding; metalloaminopeptidase activity. Lineage: Eukaryota; Metazoa; Arthropoda; Insecta; Coleoptera; Staphylinidae.